UCCCGAGAGGUGGUUCGUGCUCUGGGUGUAAAAACGUGUGGCUUCUCAGGUACAGACGGAACCCUGCGAUAGGAAUAUCUCUUUCCUGUACAAACUCGCGCACGAGCGGCCACAGUGGUCCUGCCCCCGCCAUGGGAGACAUCUGCGAAGAUAAGAAUACAGCGUGCUUUUAAACAUUACAGUCUAGAGAAAAGUAAGGGAGGAAAGUUCAGACAUGAAGCCACUUCUGGCCAUCUGCAGGCUGCUCAGAAGUUUGAACAGGUUUCCUGUAAAUUCAAACCUUCUUUUGAGUUUCUCCACUUCCUCUCUUUCCUGUGACCAGAAGAAAAAAACCUCCUACGAAGCAGUAGACCAAGCAAAGUACUCUAGGUUAGUCCGGUCUGUCUUGUCCAGAGGCCCUGUCCAGACCCCAGAGUCAUUGUUCCAAGAAGAUGAGGUCCUGUACGGUCCUGUGAGGAAGCAGAAGGCUCCAGAGCCAGAGCAGCAGGCCAGAGCGCCACAAAACUGGUUUCCCAUCUUCAACGAGGAGCGAGCUGUGAAACCACACACAGGUGCCUCUUCAAGUCCUCUGAAGAUCCCUUUGCAAAGAAAUGUGUCACCCAGCGUGACACGCAUCCUUCAGCAGACCAUGGCGUCAGAACAGCUUUUCUUUUUGAAGAGGUGGAAGCAGCGGAUGGUUCUGGAGCUUGGAGAAGAAGGAUUUACAGAAUAUACUACAAACAUGUUUUUACAAGGCAAACAGUUCCAUGAAGCCUUGGAAAGCAUACUUUCAUCCCAGGAGAACUUAAAAGGGAGAGAAGAACACCCCCAGUGUGGCUACCUCGAGAGUGUCCAGCACAUUCUGAAAGACAUCAGGGAUGUGCAAGCCCUGGAGAGUGCUGUCCAGCAUGAGGCCUUGAAUUAUGUGGGGCUGCUGGACUGUGUGGCUGAGUACCAGGGCAAGUUGUGUGUGAUCGAUUGGAAGACGUCAGAAAAACCAAAGCCUUUUAUUCGAAAUACGUUUGACAACCCAGUGCAAGUUGUGGCAUACAUGGGUGCCGUAAACCACGACCCCCACUACAGCUUUCAGGUUCAGUGCGGCUUAAUUGUUGUGGCCUAUAAAGAUGGGGCCCCUGCCCAUGCUCAUUUCAUGGAUGAAGAGCUCUGUUCCAAGUAUUGGGCCAAGUGGCUUCUUCGACUAGAAGAAUAUUCAGAAAAGCAAAAGAACCAGAGUACUCAGAAGCCAGACUAGAGGCCAGGGCGGUGCACACUCACCUUCUCACUGUCUGGGGAGAGGCACCGCUGCCGCUGCCUUCCUAAAGAGUGAUGCCACGAAUCUGAGCAUUGCAUUGGCACAAGCUGAAGAAGUAAUUGGCUGGAUGUAUUGCUACUGAGAAGCCAGAACGUCCAGAAAUCACUUAAAACAUCAACUAUACUACCUCUGGCUCUUACCUGCCUGAGGAGAGGACACAGAGGAUCGACAGUCACCUUGGUGACUUCUGGACUCCCUUGUAAAUCUUUUUGUGUGCUUGCCAGGAUGCCCAGUCUUGGAAUUGAGAUCAGAAGGCGGUGAAGCAUCAUGUGCCAAGCAUGUCCCCAGGGUUCUCAGGAAGGGGAGGGGCUGCAUACCCCUGAGGUGUAUGUCAGGCAUCACCAUUGUAACAGUUUCCUUGAAGGUGUUGUGUACAUUAGGACCCUACAUCAUUAGGGGGAACUUCCUCUUAACACUGAAUUCAUUUGUGUUGACUGUUCAGCCCAGAGUUAGCCUGGUUGCCCUGAAAGUGGGAGCACUCACCAUAUCAUUGGCCUGAUCCUCUUCCGUACCAGGUGAGCCCCAGCAGUAGUCAAGCCUGUGUGUGAAAGUCACCACUGUUAGGGCUUUAGUGUCUGUUUCUGGUGUCAGUCGGCAAGCCAUUUACUAGGAAAACCCACUGUUGUGGAAUUUUUCAGCUAAGGGGAACACUGAUAAAAUCCAUUAUAUUAUUUUUUUGUGUGUUUGAUAGGUAAUAAAAAUCAUUAGCUGUCCUCGGAUUUGGGAAAGUUAAAUAAAUGCCCAUUAUUUUCCUGGAAGAGGGUUUUGUGUUAUAAAGUAAAUCUAGUAGCAUUGAGGUUACAGUUGACUUAAAAUCAUAGGAUCCACGAUCACAUUUAGUUUUCAUUAUUCAUAAAAAAAAAAAAUAAAAGAUACUUAACUGAC
Meriones unguiculatus (Mongolian gerbil) is the source of this 2176-nucleotide messenger RNA. RefSeq names its product mitochondrial genome maintenance exonuclease 1 (gene Mgme1). The record is from RefSeq and is a predicted model, not a curated record. Gene Ontology annotation, biological process: mitochondrial DNA replication. Lineage: Eukaryota; Metazoa; Chordata; Mammalia; Rodentia; Muridae. The coding region runs from base 215 to 1231 and encodes 338 amino acids. Gene Ontology annotation, molecular function: single-stranded DNA exodeoxyribonuclease activity. The transcript has 5 exons. Gene Ontology annotation, cellular component: mitochondrion.